CCUCUUCCACAUUAACUAUGAAAUAUAUACCACAGCAAUUCCUACGCAGGAUAACAAGCAAUGGAUGCGUGGUCCAUCAUCCUUCUCCUCAUCCCCAUCUUUCUUUCUGUCAUAAUCGCCUUCCUCCUAUUCCCUUCGAAGAAACCACCUCUACCCCCUGGACCUCCAUCCAUCCCUAUUCUAGGCAGCCUCCUAUGGCUCCGCCAUUCCAUAUCCCUCUUCAACAUUGAAAUCCUCCUCAGAAAACUCCGUUCUGAACUCGGCCCCAUCAUCACCCUCCGUUUUGGCUCUCAACCCGCUAUCUUCAUCGUCGACCGCUCUCUUGCCCACAAAGCCCUGGUCGAGCUAGGCGCCUCCUUUUCCUCGCGACCUCCUCCAUCUUCCUUCAGCCGCUUCCAUAAUUCUCGCAUCUUAAACAUCUCUUCCUCCCCGUACGGCGACCAAUGGCGCCUCCUGCGCCGGAACCUUACCUCCGAGAUCCUUCACCCAGUCAAGAUCAAACUUUUUGCCCCUGGACGCCGUUGGGUCCUCGACCUUCUCCUCAAUGAUCUCCAAACUAGGUCUGAACAAUCCCCUGAACGAGCUGUGGUUGCCAUGAAGAGCUUCCAGUUAGCCAUGUUUGCCCUCUUGGUUCUCAUGUGCUUUGGAGAAAAGCUUGAUGAGAAGGCCAUAAGGGAGAUUGAAACUGCACAAAGGGAGCUCCUACUUUAUACAAGUAAGUAUAUGAGGGUCUUUGCUUUUGUUCCUAAAUUAUUCUCCAGAUUUAUGUUCCAGGGGAGGUUAAGGACUGUGGCGCGGUUAAGGCAAAGACAGACCGACCUCUUUCUCCCGUUGAUAAGUGCUCGCAGAGAGAAUCAGAAACAAGCAAGGGAACAAAGAUUCGUUUACUCAUACGUGGAUUCUCUCCUCGACCUCAGUCUAGCAGAGGAAGCAGGAAGCCAACUCACAGAUGAUGAAAUAAUACCGCUCUGUUCGGAAUUUCUCAUCGCCGGAACGGAUACGACCGCCGCUGCUCUGCAGUGGAUUAUGGCGGAGAUCACAGCGCGGACUGCCGUGCAGGCCAAACUGCUUGAGGAGUUGAAAGGGAUAAAUGAAGAAGAAAUCAAAGAGGAAUAUUUGCAGAAGCUGCCAUACUUAAAGGCGGUGGUCUUGGAAGGGCUGCGCCGCCACCCGCCGGCGCACCUCGUACUGCCUCACUCCGUGAUAAAAGAUGUUGAAUUUGAAGGAUACCUUAUACCCAAGAAUGCAUCGGUUAACUUUACAGCGGCAGAUAUGGGUUGGGAUGAGAAGCUGUGGGAAGAGCCCAUGGAGUUCAAACCGGAGAGAUUCAUGGCUGGAGGUGAUGGAGAAGGGGUCGAUAUUACGGGGAACAGAGAGAUAAAAAUGAUGCCUUUUGGGGUUGGGCGGAGGAUUUGCCCUGGGCUUGGUCUCGCCAUGCUUCACCUUGAGUACUUUGUUGCUAAUCUGGUGAGGGAGUUUGAAUGGGCUGCCGUGGACGGAGAGGAGAUUGAUUUCUCUGAGAAGUCUGAAUUUACAGUGGUAAUGUUGAAUCCUCUGCGAGCUCGGAUUAACCUGAGAAGGAAGGUUUAUUAAAACAUUCGAGAUGUUACAUCAACAGAGAAGCAAAUCAAAUAUAUAAUGAUUAGAUAAUGUAGAUACCAUCUUACACUUCAAAAUGUGUGGCCAUAAUUAUAUUUGUAUUAAGAAUUAUUUUGCUACACAGCUCAUCAUGUGGUUUGUUAGGUUGGAAGCUUCUAUAUCUAAAGUAUUUGUGAGUUUGUCUUAAUUGGCCAAAUUGUCUCUAAGAAAAGGAUCAUUUUGCUUACUAAAAAUA
Messenger RNA from Dendrobium catenatum, 1834 nucleotides. Its product is annotated as cytochrome P450 89A2. The coding region runs from base 61 to 1593 and encodes 510 amino acids. Lineage: Eukaryota; Viridiplantae; Streptophyta; Magnoliopsida; Asparagales; Orchidaceae. Gene Ontology annotation, cellular component: membrane. Gene Ontology annotation, molecular function: iron ion binding; heme binding; oxidoreductase activity, acting on paired donors, with incorporation or reduction of molecular oxygen, NAD(P)H as one donor, and incorporation of one atom of oxygen. The record is from RefSeq and is a predicted model, not a curated record. The transcript has a single exon.